Messenger RNA from Solanum tuberosum (potato), 1689 nucleotides. Its product is annotated as ankyrin repeat-containing protein At3g12360-like. The coding region runs from base 602 to 1600 and encodes 332 amino acids. The transcript is spliced from 2 exons. Gene Ontology annotation, molecular function: protein binding. The record is from RefSeq and is a predicted model, not a curated record. NCBI's taxonomy places the organism in Eukaryota, Viridiplantae, Streptophyta, Magnoliopsida, Solanales, Solanaceae.
ACGUUUAGAAUAUUAGAUAAAGUGGAAUUUUUUCUUCCACUAAGCUAUUUUAGUUACUUCCUAAAGUAAUGGCUUAUUUUGGUCACUUUUAUGUUUUUGUGGCUUAUUUAGGUUUCCAGUCCUAAAUUAGAUAGUAGUACAAUUCAUUAAAGUUCUGCAUACUGCCCUUUCUUCUCCCAAGAAAUCCUAGCCUGCUUUUUUCCUUUCCAAGAAAAAAAACUUUGGAUUAUUUAUUUUUUCCCAUGGAGCCCCUUCGCCUCCUCGGUACAAGAAAAAAGAUAUGUCUGCUCUCUCUCUAUUCUUGUAAGCUUUGCCUCUUUCAUUAUUCUUUUCCAUGGAGUAGCUAGACGUGACAACAACUUCGUCGUCGUCAACUUUCGCCGGCCAUGAAAUUGAUCUCUUCCCCAUUUUUUUUCUCGGCUUUGGUCAAAGUAUUCGGAUCGGAUUGACCGAAUUCGACACGCACCCCGCACCCGCGCUCGCACCAGUGUCGCGUCGAGACGGGUUCUGCCGCAAAAAUAAAGAGUCCGCGCAACACAGUCGGGCACAAAGUUUAAGAAAAAAGAAAAGAUUGUUGUGAUACCUUGGAUAUCCACACAUAAUGGAUCCAAAAAUGUACUUUGCUGCAAUGAAAGGGAGUAUGGAAGAUGGUGAUUUUUCACUUGGUGAUCAUCUGAAAAGGGAGCAAGAAAAUGCUUACCAAGUCACUCCAAAGGGAAACACAAUCCUCCAUGUGGCAGCUCUCUUUGGCCAACGAGGUUUCGUGGGAGAAGUCCUUACGAUUACCCCAGCAUUAUUAUGCUAUAAGGAUAAGAAAAAUGAAACCGCGCUUCACAUUGCAGCUAAUGUAGGACAAAGUGAAGUGGUAAGUGAACUACUUAGCUCUGGAGGAGUGGAGACACUCGUGAGGAUGAUGGAUGACAUUGGAGAUACGGCCUUGCACAAGGCCGUGAGAGGUGGACACAUUGACAUUGUCAGGAUCUUGGUGAAAUUAUUACUAGAUCCUGAACACGACUUCCCACCCAAUAAGGCUGGGGUGGCACCACUUUAUUUGGCAGCAGAGUCUGGUUUUCAUGAUGCUUUGAUUGAAAUCUUGAACGUUUGCAAAGAACCAACUUAUGUUGCAGGUCCAUCCAAUCGAACACCUCUACAUGCAGCCGUAAUUCAAGAACACACGGAAUGCGUGAGAUCACUAUGGCAAUGGAAUAAACCUUUAUGCGAAGAAUCUGAUAAAUGGGGUUGGAAUUCACUACACUAUGCUGUUAAACAAGGAUUGGCAGAAAUUGUUUGCGAUAUGUUGGGAUGGAAGAAAUCUUUAGCCUACCUUCCGGCAGGCAGUGAAAAUGAUUGGACGACGGCAUUUCACAUUGCAGCUAGUGAAGGUGAUGUAUUGAUGAUACGUGAGUUGUUAAACCACUGCCCAGAUUGUUGGGAUAUGCUUAAUUGCAAUGGCCAAAAUGCACUUCAUGUUGCCAUAUUGAACGGUCACGAAAUGUUUGUCUAUGUCUUCCUUGGGUCUGGAAUUUCUGAUAGCCUUGUUGAUGAGGCAAUACUCCAGUCCAUUUGCUUGCUGCCUCUGGGAACCGUGUGCCUCAAAUGAUAUUAUACCAUCCUAGCGCAAAGAAGAUGACAUUUAACAAACAAAAUCAGACUCCACUUGACAUAGCAUUGUCUCGUACAUGGACAAUA